AUGAAGAGAGAGAACCACACAGUGGUGGAUGAGUUUGUCUUCCAGGGUUUCUCCAGCUUUCAUGAACACAAGCUGACACUCUUUGUGGUAUUUCUUACCUUGUACCUUUUAACCCUGGCUGGCAAUGUCAUCAUUGUGACAAUUAUCAGCAUUGAUCGUCACCUUCAUACUCCCAUGUACUUCUUUCUUAGGAUGCUUUCCACUUCAGAGAUCGUGUACACAUUGGUCAUUGUACCACGGAUGCUCUUCAGCCUUCUAGGUCCAAGCCAAUCGAUCUCCUUGGCUGGCUGUGCCACCCAGAUGUUUUUUUUUACCACUUUGGCCAUCAACAAUUGCUUUCUGCUCACAGCAAUGGGGUAUGACCGCUAUGUAGCUAUCUGCAACCCCUUGAGGUACACGGUCAUCAUGAACAACAGGGUAUGUACCCAGCUGGUAUGGGUGGCCUGCAGCAUUGGGCUGCUUGUGGCCAUAAUUCAGACUUCCUCUGUGUUCAGGCUGCCUUUUUGUGACAGAGAGGUGACUCAUUAUUUCUGUGACAUCCGCCCAGUUAUGAAACUCUCCUGUGCUGACACCACUCUCCAUGACAUUAUUAAUUUUAUCGUCAGCUCACUCGUUAUCAUGGUGCCCAUGAGUUUGAUCUUCAUCUCCUACAUCCUCAUCAUCUCCACCAUCCUCAAGAUCGCUUCUGCUGAGGGCCGGAAGAAGGCUUUUGCAACUUGUGCCUCCCACCUCACUGUGGUCAUUGUCCAUUAUGGCUGUGCCUCCAUUGCCUACCUCAAGCCUAAGUCGGAAAACAUGAGGGAUCAGGAUCAGCUGAUUUCAGUGACUUACACUGUUUUCACCCCUCUCCUUAAUCCCGUGGUGUACACUCUGAGGAACAAGGAGGUCAAGGAUGCCCUUCACCGUGCUAUUGGCAAAAAACCUCUUGCUUAG
This is a messenger RNA of Diceros bicornis minor, 933 nucleotides long. Its product is annotated as olfactory receptor 10J1-like. Bases 1 to 933 code for a protein of 310 amino acids. Lineage: Eukaryota; Metazoa; Chordata; Mammalia; Perissodactyla; Rhinocerotidae. The transcript has a single exon. Gene Ontology annotation, molecular function: G protein-coupled receptor activity; olfactory receptor activity. Gene Ontology annotation, biological process: G protein-coupled receptor signaling pathway. The record is from RefSeq and is a predicted model, not a curated record. Gene Ontology annotation, cellular component: membrane.